This is a messenger RNA of Desarmillaria tabescens, 1891 nucleotides long. RefSeq names its product trafficking protein Mon1-domain-containing protein. Gene Ontology annotation, cellular component: Mon1-Ccz1 complex; fungal-type vacuole membrane. The transcript has 7 exons. Gene Ontology annotation, biological process: protein targeting to vacuole; vesicle-mediated transport. Lineage: Eukaryota; Fungi; Basidiomycota; Agaricomycetes; Agaricales; Physalacriaceae. Bases 56 to 1891 code for a protein of 611 amino acids. The record is from RefSeq and is a predicted model, not a curated record.
GCAACUGACCCAAAAGGAUCACUGUCAGGCGAAUUGGCAGUUGCCGCCAACGCUCAUGUCAGGAUCACCAUCGCGGCCUGCAACGCCCAGCGUCGUCGCUCGAGCCUCUCCGUCGCGACUGGCUAUUCCGUCCGUAUUAAAACCGUCGCCGUCGCUGUCAAACCUUCAUGUUCACGGUCAAUCUUCGGCACCCUCGCAGCCAGGUCUCGAAAGCUCAGCGUCAUCCAUCAUCGGUGUCGAGCUCAACGAGGGCAUUCUGGUCCAGGACGUCGAUGCCGAAGCUGAGACGGUAGAUUCCGAAGACGUCGUCGCUGUCGGUCAACUUGACGUCUUUGCCGGUGACGCGGAAGCCAAGACGACGCUCCGCGACCAACUCAGGAAGACACUUAAUCACAGGCCCUCAAGGGAAUUGCCGACUCCAUCACGCAAGCGAGGAAAGAAAGUCGAAGUCGCACUGGAUGUAGACUCCAAAUAUGCACCUCGUGAAUAUUUCGUUCUUACAGAUGCCGGAAAGCCCGUCUUCACAAGUCAGACGGAAACAGAGUCGGAGUCGUUUACUUCGAUCAUUGGCGUUAUGCAAGCUCUCAUUUCUGUCUUCAUCGAUGACCAUGAUAAGCUGCGAUGCAUCAAUGCCGGUAAUACGAGAAUAGUUUUUUUACAACGGUCUCCUCUCUACUACACAUGUGUCUCCUCUUGGGGCGAGCCAGAAUCUGUCGUAAGUAAUGGCUUCUUUGUACAGCAUCGAUCUCAUAACGUAAAGACAAGGUCCCACUUGGAGUUUCUCCAUCUUCAAAUUCUAAGCAUUGUCACUGCAUCCCAGCUGCGUAAAAUAUUUGAACGUAGAACUAACUUUGACCUACGCCGACUGCUUGACGGCACGGAGACAUUCCUACAUUCGAUGUUGGACCGACUUGAGUUUGAUCUUGCCAUGGCUACGUCGUCACUACAUUGCCUUCGGCUUGAUCCUAUGGUGCGGAAACGUGUCGCCGAUACUCUCGUUCCGACGUCCAAAGUAAAGGACAUACUCUAUGUCAUCCUUAUUGCACGAGGCCGUGUAGUGACCCUCAUUCGACCUAAGAAGCAUUCAAUACACCCCGCUGACAUUCAUAUCCUCAUGAAUACCGUCCACAAUCCCUCUAUAUAUAAUUCCCCUGCGGCAGCCUCUUGGAUUCCAAUUUGUCUACCCAAGUUUAAUCCGAACGGGUUCAUGAAUGCGUAUAUAUCUUUUUUGCAGAGAGACAAUCCAGAGGAAUCAAUGGCACCUAGUUCCGGCUCCCCACAGCCAAGUCCGAGUGACAACGUCGUUGACUCUGAUUCCGGGACGGCCUUGGUGUGUUUAAGUGGCGGGGCUGACUUUGAUACCAUCCGGAGUUGGUGCGACGGGGUGACUCAGAAACUAACGAACGAAGGAACCCUGAAACUUCUGUUGGACUGCCUUCGGUCGGGACAAUCUGAGUACGCCGUUGCGGAACUCGGGAUACCUGGCCUCCGUCACUUCGUGUACAAGUCGCGAGCGCAAGUGCAAGUCACCUUCCCGACAUUCGAGGAUCCUUACGAGAAUCUAACAGAUCGCCGACGGAUCAUCACUCUUUAUCAAGUUCUGCAUGAUGCCAUUCAUGCGAAAUCCGGACAAAGCGAAACGCUCAAGCUGCAGUAUAUCAGGACGGAGAAGGAGAGCGUCAUGGGAUGGAUAACGCAACCUUUUGAGAUGUACAUUGCCCUAUCUCCGAGGCUUCCGAAGAGUGCUGUUGUUGGGGCUGCAAAUGCUGUAUCGCGGUGGGUGAAGAAGGAGGAGGGGCGCUUGGACGGAUCCUUGUAUCGUAAUUAUGUGGACUACCCUGGUGCCUGCAAUAUCUCGUCAGGAUCUCCGCUGGUGUUCAAGUCGGAUUGA